UGAAGCCGCUCGGUGAACAACCGCUGGGCCUCGUUUCCAUGGAUUCAUACCCGACGACUCAUUGCGACUGAGGCAUGCCAUUCUUCUCCCCUGCGGCUUAAAUGUGCAGCUUAUUCUGACUCAGGCUAUUGUGGAGCGCACAAGUGGCUCUCUGAGGAGAAGGGGAUGGAGAAAGAAAGGGUGGGGUCAGGGUUCAAACGAAAGGCUCCCGUCGGGACUCCCUCCCUGUUAUCAAAUUUGUUGAGACACAAAAAGAGCAACAGUCUUAUUCCCAAGAACAUCUUGAGGAGGAGAAAGGAGGUUAGAGGACGGCAUUCUUUGAGUCCGAGCUUCAGUCCCUCUACAGCUCAGCGGUCGAUCUCCACAGUCGUCACUCUGCUUCACUCCUGGGCUGAUUGUUGCUGAAGUUUCCCUUCAGCAGCCAAAUCUUUCUUUGAGAAGUUCAGAACUCUGACAAGCUCCAAAUCUCAGCCACCAGAAUGGAGUCUGCUAACACAGAGCUGCCCUUCCUGCUGUCCAAUCAGUCAUCAGAGAGCUGUGCAGUGGACACAACAGUGGAGAACACCCUGUUUGGAUGCUUCUACAUCCUGGUUUUCUUUUUAGCUCUGAACGGAAACAGCCUGGCUCUCUGGAUCUUCUCCCAUCAGCGAGGCUCCUCCUCUCCAGCUAACAUCUUCCUGAUUCACCUCGCUGUGGCAGACUUAUCGUACGUGGUCAUUCUCCCCCUGAGGGCCACCUACCACCUCACUGGAGGACACUGGCCCUUUGGUGAGGUGCCCUGCAGAGUGGCCGGCUUUUUGUUUUAUGUCAACAUGUAUGCCAGUUUGUACUUCCUGGCCUGUGUGGCGGGGGAUCGCUACCUGGCAGUGGUUCAUGCUGUGAGGUCGCUGAAGGUCCGUCGUGCUCGCUACGCUCACAUCAUCAGCUUCUCUCUCUGGGCCCUGGUUACAGUCUCCAUGGCACCGCUGCUGAUCACCCACCAGACUACAGAGGUGGAUGGCGUGACGGUGUGUUUGCAGCUGUACAGAGAGAAGGCCUCACGCAAAGCCCUCAUCUCACUGGCUGUGGCCUUUACCCCACCGUUCCUCGCCACCCUGUCCUGUUACCUGCUCAUUAUUCACAGUCUGCGCCGCGGCUCCAGGCUAGAGCCAGCUCUCAAAAUGAGGGCCCUGCGCACCAUUGGUUUGGUUAUGCUCAUCUAUGUGGUCUGUUUCCUGCCAUAUCAUGUGAGCAGGGCCACGUUCAUCCUGGGCUACAACCAUCCCGGCGUCUCCUGCCAGACCCGCAGAGGUCUGAGCUUGGCCAACCGCCUCACCUCCUCCCUCACCUGUCUGAACGGCGCCAUGGACCCUUUGAUCUACCUGUUUGGAGCUGAGAAGUUUCGAGGCACCUUAAUGCGCUUGUUUUGCAAAGACAAGGCGGGGGUGUCAGGAGCCACCAGCGGGGAAUUAAAGGGAACACAUGAAAGCUCUGUGAGCGCCAAGUCAGAGUUUUGAGGAAGAGAAAUUGGAACUCAAUCUUUGGCACAGUUUGAUCCAUUUCAAACACAAACUAAAAUCGGCCUGACUAUCAAUUACCAAUUUCCACAAUGUGGUUAAUGAACCAAUGUAGCCCCUUACUUUAGAAUAAAAUCCUUGCUCCUUUGUCUGUCCCACUCCCUGAACCUUCACAGACUUUAUUGACUCUACCACUGGCUGUGGCUAGGUGGUCAUCUCUCAACCAGAAGGUCAGGGGAUCGAUCCCCAUCACUGGCCAAACCACUUAAUCCCAAAAUCCCGUAUGAAUGUGUAUAAAUGGGAUUAGUUAAUACUGAUGGACACAUUACAAAGCAAUCUCUGCCAUCAGUGUGUGAAUGGGUGGGUGUGACCUACGAUGUAAAAGUGCUUUGAGUAUUCAGAAGAAUAGAAAAGCACCAUACAAGCUCAAGCCCAUUAACCAUCACCUGACCUUCUUACGCAUCCAAGAAGGACCUUUAUGGACUUGAGUGUGGAUUGCUAUGUAUUUUAACUCUGCAUAGAUCAGAUUUACUUUUUAUGCGCUGCAUUAUGGGCCCACAUUUGUAACCCAGGAAAAUGGACUAAUGGGCACAUCGAUAUGCAGUGAACAUUGAUACUGGAUGGAGCUCAAUGACACUAGCCCUUGCCAUCAAAGUCUGCAAGACUAGGCCUACAUUGCUCUACUUGCUUCAUCGGCAACCUUCAUUGGCAGAAAAUGGUAGCCUUCAAACACACUACAUUGUUCUAAAACAAGACAGGAGACUAAACAAAGUUCAAAAAUGUAUUUUUUAACUGCCUGUGCUUUACAAGCAGCAUGUUUUUUCCAAUAAGUGCAUGAUGUAUGGGGCUGCAGCUGCCUGAGCAUCGACAAGAAUUUAGUCCUCACAAGUGUGUCCUCCUGUGUAUGUUUAGGAAUAAUUUGUGUCAAACACCAAAUAAUUAGACAUGUACAGAGUUUUAAUGUAUCUACUAUUUGUGUACUGUAUGCUCGGCCAGACUUUUAUAAAUUCUCAUGUGUAGGCUUUUUCAUUUUUAACUAAGGUAUUUUUGUCUUUGUGAGUAACAAUGUCAGACUGUUGGUUGUGCCACCAUAUUAUUCAACUAUUGACUAGACAGACACAAAGGUGGGGAUUUUGAUGUUGUCCACUUCCUUGGUUUAUGGCCCUGUACUUCGACAAAAAUGUCUAGUGUUUAUAUGCAAAUUUUUUCAUGCCUGCUGUACACUGUUUGUACUGUUUGCCUGGUAGCCGCCUCUUGGUUUCACAGUGAAGGCAAUGCUGAAUUGCGCUAAAACUGCAUUUUUUUCUAAUGGACAGUACGGAGAAACUCUAUUGAUAACAUAAAGAAGUUAGAUUGUAAAUCUUCCAUGUGGGUAAUUGAGCAUGCUAAUGCCAGAGUCCUGUUUUUUGUAAUGAUUUUUCAAUGACUUUUACAAAUUGCUUGGAGAGACUCGAGCCCGACAAAUCUUCAUUGUACAUAUAUGCAUUACUUCUCUGUUCCCUAACUUUUCUACGCUAUGCAUUUAUCUCUUUGUCACUUUUUAUGAUAUUGCACUUUUGCAUGCUAAAUUAUGAAUCUUUUUUUUUUACUUUGAGUAGCUGUGUCUAAACAUUUCUGCAAAAGAAAAGAAGCUAUAGACGGAAAUAAAUGAUUCACAAUGUUUAGUCAUGUAUGAAAUGUUCUUAUUGAGUUUUUGUGAUGUGUAACUAUUUGAUGUAAAUAAUUAACUUCCCUAAAACAAAGUCAUAAAAAGAUUUUACAUUUGAAAGAGACUUCUCUGUGAAAAUGCUCUACUAGCUUAUUUACACUUUGCCAACUGACUCAAAUGCUAUUCUUUAUUUCCUUUUGUGUCACCAAUCUCUGCUUCUCAAUGCUCUUAUAUAAAAAUAUGUAUUAC
Labrus bergylta (ballan wrasse) is the source of this 3393-nucleotide messenger RNA. RefSeq names its product G protein-coupled receptor 17 (gene gpr17). Gene Ontology annotation, molecular function: oxysterol binding; G protein-coupled receptor activity. Gene Ontology annotation, biological process: G protein-coupled receptor signaling pathway. NCBI's taxonomy places the organism in Eukaryota, Metazoa, Chordata, Actinopteri, Labriformes, Labridae. Gene Ontology annotation, cellular component: membrane. The record is from RefSeq and is a predicted model, not a curated record.